This is a messenger RNA of Seriola aureovittata, 10261 nucleotides long. RefSeq names its product regulatory factor X, 5 (gene rfx5). Gene Ontology annotation, biological process: regulation of transcription by RNA polymerase II. NCBI's taxonomy places the organism in Eukaryota, Metazoa, Chordata, Actinopteri, Carangiformes, Carangidae. Gene Ontology annotation, molecular function: RNA polymerase II cis-regulatory region sequence-specific DNA binding; DNA-binding transcription factor activity, RNA polymerase II-specific. The transcript has 11 exons. The record is from RefSeq and is a predicted model, not a curated record. Bases 64 to 2190 code for a protein of 708 amino acids.
AAAGGGGAUUUUUGCUGUAUCUUGGCUCAGAUGGUGGUGCUCAGCACUGGUUAGUUGGUCCAGAUGUCGGAGGACCAGCGGCACCCACGGGCUGAAGCCUCCCGUCGGGGGGAGGGCAGUCUGGAGGCAGGGGAGGGCGACACUGAGCCCAGCAUGCUCCUACAGAAACUCAAGAACAACAUCUCUAAGAGUGUUCAGACCAAAGUGGAUCAGAUCCUGCAAGACGUUCAGCGUUUCUCUGACAAUGACAAGCUGUACCUGUACCUCCAGCUGCCCUCUGGACCCAGCUCUGGAGACAAGAGUGGUGGUGACUCCAGCUCCUUCAACACUGCCGACCAGCUUCACACCUGUAAUUGGAUCCGCAGUCACCUGGAAGAACACUCAGACACCUGCCUGCCCAAACAGGACGUCUAUGAGACAUACAAGAGAUACUGCGAGAACCUGCAGCAUCGUCCUCUGAGCGCCGCCAACUUCGGGAAGAUCAUCAGAGACAUUUUCCCCAACAUCAAAGCCCGGCGGCUUGGAGGCAGAGGACAGUCCAAGUACUGUUACAGCGGCAUCAGGAGGAAGACAGUCCUCAACAUGCCUCUGUUGCCCAACCUGGACCUGAAGAAUGACCCGGCGGAGCUGACCGAGCUGGUCCAGACCUACAAACAGGAAGUGACAGAGGCGGCGUGCGAGCUGAUCUGUGAUUGGGCACAGAAGAUCCUGAAGCGUUCCUUCGACACGGUGGUGGAGAUCGCUCGUUACCUGAUCCAGGAGCAUAUUGUCAACCCUCGCUGCAGCCAGGCCGAGCUGGUCACCUCCGCAGCACUCGCAGGAGGUCCAGCCAAACCCCACAAGGUCAUCAAGAAGACGCCGGUCAUCUCUAAAGCUGAGGGUGAUGGAGCUGCAGAUCAGAAGAAGGAGCUCGGAGACUCGUCCACCUUGUCUUCACUGAAGCCGUCAUCUGGAGACAAAUCAUCAGCAGCCAAACCCUCCGCCCUGGACACUCCUCCUCCCUCUUCCUCCUCUUCCUCACUGCGCCCUGCGGUGGAGGCCUUCAUGAAGCAGUUACCCAGAAUCCUCCCUCGGAGCUCCAUCCCUGAUAAGACCCAGCUCUCGGUCCGCUCCUCUCCGCCCUCGCUGGCACCCAAAGACGCCUCAGGUGUCGGGGGGGCAUCUGGACCUGGAGGUCCGGCUGCAGCCGCUGCCGCUAGCGGGGGUGGGGUGAAGGUCAUUGCCAUGGCGACGCUGCCCCAGCAGCAGGGCGGGCCAGUCCCAUUGAUGAUCCUGCCUCAGAGCUGCCUGUCCUACGAGAGGGAGAAAGUGGUGCCACCUCCACCACCACCUCCUCCUCCUCAGCAGCAUCACGCCCCAGCAGCCCCCACCUCUGUGGUCCAGAAGGUACGAGGGAAUGCCAACAAGCGCCCCCUGGAGGUGGUGACAUCAGGUGGUGCAUCAGGUGUGUCCAGUGGCUCAGCUGCCAAUGCUCCUCCGGUGAAACGAAAACGUGGACGACCGAGAAAACCUAGGCCGGAGGACGCCUUGCCUGCUCCUCCACCUCCUGCUGCUGCUGCUCUUCCUCCUCCGCCCCCACCUCCUGCACCUCCUUCACACCCUCCCAUCAUCACCUCGCUGACCGGCGGUGUCAUCCAGAAAGCCUCUUCCUCCGCGUCCUCUUCCUCGCAGCCAGUACUGGAGCUGGUAAUUCAGGACCAGUCUGGGCUGGUUCUGAGUCAGCUGCCGGCGGUGUCAGAGCACCGCGGGGUGGUGGUGCAGUGUCAGACGAGCGGGGCAGCAGAACCAGACCGCCACAGCCGGCCGCUGCUGCUGCUCCAGAGUCCAGGGAACCCCAGCUGGGAGCUGGCUGCGUCAGGUCGGACCCCAAAGGUGGAGGUGAUCCAGAAAGCUCCGAGACCGAGCAAUAACAACAGCAGCACCACCCCUCCACCUGCAGCACACCUCCACCCUCCUCCUCCUCCUGUUCCCCUGCCCACAGUGCAUGAGGAGCGGGGGGAGGUGGAGAUUACGCUGACGCCAAUGGAGCUGUACAUCAACCCACUGAUGCCUCCUUCCACCUCCAUCUCUUCCUCUUCUUCUGCUGCUCCUGCCCCCUCCUCCUCCACCUCCUCCACCACAGUGGUGAUGAGUGAGGAGGAGGAUGGGGGAGAGGGCAGCAGCACCUCCUCAAAGAGAGAGGGACACUAGCUCUCAUCACUCUUCUUCCUCCUUUGUCUUUUUUAUCAGCCCUCCACCCUCACUCAGCUUUUACCUCACCUGCAACACAGCCCCGCCCCCUUACCUCUCCUCUUCCUAAUUGGUGGAAAUCCCAGAUUGGUGACAGCAGAGAGCCAAUCAAGGAGGAUAAAUGAAGCCAAAACCUCGACACGCUGUCCUUCCACUGACUCCCAUUGCACUUGUAAACAGACUGGAUGCUGUUAGAAACCUGUGAUACUUUAACUGCAUGUCUGUCUGUCUGUCUGUCUGUCUGUCUGUCUGUCAACUGUGGCUGAAACCAGGACAACCACUGCUCAGGUGGAAGAGCCUGAAAUCAUACCUUCCUCUUUUACCUGGCUUUCUUUCUUCCUUGCCUCCUUACCUCCGCAUUCUCCUCCCAUUCUCUGUGCUGGGGUUUGGUCGUCUGCUUCCACUGCUUCAGAUCGAUCGAUUUGUAGAAAAAAAAAAGGACAUAUAAAAGAAAAGAUGUAAAGGAAGGAGGAAAGGUGAAAGAUAAGAGUAAGAGGGGAAGGAGGUGUGUAGACGGAGUUCAGCCUGAAGUCGAUAGAUACAGUAGGUACUACGGGUCAGAGCCUUGAGAAGGUUCUUUGUGCUAAAUAUGAAAGAAAUGACCUCUUUAACAGAGCUUGUCCUCGGUUCACCUUCAGUCCAGCUCAUAGAAAUACUGGAGGAAAAAGAUUUGAGGAUGUGAAGCAGCUGCUGAAGAGUGACUUUUUGACUGAAUGUGAAUCGAAGCUCAGCUCUGCUCUCCUUUUUAAAGAGCUCCUCUGUUUUAAACAGCUUGGGUUAGUUGUGUUGUUAUUAGUGUUGGUUUAGUAGAUCUCUCUCUCUCUCUCUAUCUCUCUCUGUCUCUCUGUCUCUCUCUCUCUCUCUCUCUCUAUCUCUCUCUGUCUCUCUGUCUGUCUCUCUCUCUCUCUCUCUCUCUCUCUCUCUCUCUCUCUCUCUGUGUGUCUCAUAAUUACCCAACACCCAAAAAUGGUGUAAAAUGAGCCAUUACAUAUGAAAUUAGGGAUAGUUUUUAAUAAUUUAUUAUUUCACGUUAUUUAUCAGAAGCACCUGCAGGUCAACAAUGGUAUCACAUCAUUUGGUCUUAAAUUAAUUUCAUAAAAUUUAAAUGACUUUAAUGAGAAGAUUUUAUUUUAAUAAAUUAAAAAAGGCACAAAAACACCUCAUGUCGGUGACGGGUCUGUGGCGGGCGGUGGCCACUUUUGUUGUAGAGUUGAAGGCUUUCCGUUUCGUGCCUGUGAUCGUCAGGGUUGGGUUUUAUUUAAAUUAGCUGUAACGAGUUGAUUCAUUGUUUAAGUCAUUUUCAAGCAUCAGUUCCUAAUAUUUAAAGGAUCCAGGUCCAGACGCACAAAUUAUAUAAUGGUUUAAGUCGAACAAAACUAGACAUUUAAUGACUUUUUAAAAAUAGUUUUCUGAUGUUUAAUAGACCAAACGGUUAUUAAAGAGAUAAUGAGCAGAUCAAUUGACAGUGGUUUUGAAUCUUUCACUGAUUUAAAUGACAAGUAUCACAAGCAGCAGAUGAUACUAACUGUAGGCCAAGGAAGAUUCAGCGGCUUUGUCUCAUUCUCUGUGAGAGUUAGAUGUUCAGACUGAUACCACUUUACGUCUGUACAGCUGGUUAGCUUAGUUUAGCAUAUUGCCCAGCUGGUCACAAAAUCCACCUCCCAGCUCCUCUAAAGUUCACUGAUGAACCUGUUGUAUUUUAUUUGUUUGUUUGAAAUAGUCCCACACACUAGUGCUGCAACCAAUGAUCACUUUCAGUAUCAAUUUAUCUGCUCAUUCAUCGAUUUUCAAAAUAUUUGCAGAUUAAUGAUUGACUCAUCAUUGUAGCUUUACACACAUCUCCUGUAAAACAACUUUUGACAUUUCAGUUUCCAUGUGCAUUAAACAAACAUUUAAAUAUAUGUUGUCCGUCAGUGCUGGAGAAUAUAACUGUCGCACAUGACCUUCAUGUAAAGAAAGCUGGAGUUUUCAAGUGUUAAAUUUGGUCUAAGUUCAAUUGAUUUACUGUAAAUCUAGAAAACAAGAUAAUACAUUUUGACAGGAAGUUCUAAAGAGUGUACUAGAGAAAGUACUAAAGAGGUACUGAGAUGUGAUACCCAGCCCUUACGACCACAGCGGGACUCGACAGUGUUUUUUCGUUUGAAGUCUAAUCACUCUUUUACCCUGAGAGUGAGACGCCAAACAUGUAAGACUGAUGUUAGCACUUAAUUUGCCACAAAAUGCCCCCCACGUCUUCAUUCACCCCCCAGCUGAGCGCGCUGGGAUAAACAGUUUGGUGUAAUGUGCUCGUCUCGUUGCAGCCUCCGUAAACGGAAACAGAAGUUUGAAAUUUGUCCUUUCCUGUUGAAGACAAAGGCUUCAGCUCAGGCACAGAGAGCAAAGCACAAAGUUAGUUGCCACGUGUUCACAAUGGGCUUCUGUAGCACUCAAGUUUUAGCCUACAUAAUUAGCCUGCUUAGCUAUUGUUGUACGUUGCCAUGCGCCCUUUGCACUAACUUCCUGAUCACUGUCUGGAUCAGCAAUGUGACAUGACCAUUCAGAGGUCCUGCUGUUCUUUCUGGUUCCUGUCAUUGACACGAGCUGUGAAACAACAGAAAAUCCCAUUUGACUGUAAAAUGUAAGAAAAUGGUGACAUCUUCACAGUCCAAAACAACAAUAUCACGUAAUUCUCACCAUUGAAAAGUUGAUAUUUGGUCAUUUUUGGUAUUUUUGCUGCAAAAUGAACUAAAACAGUCUAUUAUCCAAAUAAUUUUCUGUCAGUCGACUGAUCAUUUUAGCUCUGGACGAACUACCAUUAAUUUAAGUAGAAUUUAAGAAGAAGCAAGAAUAUUAACAUCUUGUGACGACCAGGAACAUGUUGGAAAUUGUUUCAUGUUCAAACUUAAAACUAUGUCAUAUUGCUGAUGUUUGUUCUUCGCCUCUGCCAAACUGCCUCUCACUCUGCGUGGGGGCAUCUUCUUCAUUGUUGGUGCUACAAACCGCAGGCCUUGGUGUUGCCGUCUGUCCUUGCAGUUUUCCAUUCUGUCAUCAAAUUUUUACAAAAAAACCCUUUUUGUCGAGGUAUGAAUACAGCUGUGUGUGUGUCCUUGUUUCCCUCUCCGUCCUGUGACAACGAGAGCUUCAGGUCAGUUAAAGGGACGCCGAAAACUUUUGACUGUUAAAAUCAUACUUGUUGCAUGAUGGGAAAGUGAGUUUCAACACUUGUCCUUUGCCAUGAAGUGAGUGUAGUCUAGCUUAGAUGCUUGCUACUACAGCACUCCCAAUAAUUUAUAAUUAACAGGAGCACUGAUGAUGGUAAUAUGUAAUUUUCUAUCACUAAAGUGAAGUGCCAGUAUGUAAACUUUUUUCCACAAGGUGGAGAAAUGCCUCGACUAAAAUGUCUCGGUCUCCCUUUAGGUGAGCCCCAGCCCUUUUCAGACAGAACUGAAACAAAUGAAAAGUUGCACUGUUAAAAAGUUAAAACAAGAAAGUCCUUGUAUGUUAUGAAUUUAUUGUUAUAUGCAUUGAGAAAAUACAUUGAGUAUUUAUGAGUGAUGUAAUGUUCUGCUUUAUGCUUGCACUCAGCUAGAGACCGACCACGCAGUGUCGGCUUUAUUUUUUAUUGCAAGAAUUUGGUCAAAAUAAUGCUUCUCUUUUAAACUGUUCAGUAGAGAGUUUAGUAGAAUAAAGAGGGAAAUACAUUCUGUUAUAUUAAAGUUGCAGUAAAUGGAGAGCAAAACCAGACAGAUGGUUUAAAGCAACAUUUCACUUGAUCAGUGAUGUUGCUUGAAUUGAACUUAAUUGUAUGACAUGUAUUCUGAUGACAAAAUCUGACUCAUGACUUCACUUGGACCUGAUAUCCUCCAAAAAAAAACCCCAAAGAUUUAAAUGUAGGUGUGCAACCAGUCAAUGACAUUGAAUAUCACAUUGCACAAGCAGGAUCGAAAGGUGUAAUUGUCAGAUCUGCAGGCAAAUAACAGGAUGUUUAGGACUUGACACACAAGGAUUAGGACUUGGAGUUUACUUGGGGUCUUGACUUUCAACAACUUAAUGGUCUUUACUCUGGACUAAACUAAUAUCUAGUUCAUGUUGACUUGGGAAGACUCGAGAUUUGUUGUUGUUGUUGACUUGGGAAUUGACUUGUACUGUUGCUCUUUAGUUGGGAUUUGUUGGUUGUGACUUGGGACGUUGGAAGGGACUUGUUCUUAACUUCUUGGAUAAUAUGACAAGAACUGUGUUUGAACUUGACUUAGGACUUGGUCUUGAUUUAGUACUUGUUUUUGACUUUGGGCUUGUUAGUUUUGACUUUGGGCUUGUUGGUUUUGGCUCAGGACUUUACUCGGAACUGUUCUUGACUUGGGACUUGUUGGUCUUGAUUUACUACUGUUGACUUGGUACUUGUUAGUGUUGACUUGGGACUCGUAGGUCUUGACCUGGGACUUGUUGAUCUACACUUGUUGAUGUGUGAUUGUCAGUUUCAGAAAGAACAUCCAAUUAUAACUUCCUUUAAAAGAUUCUGAGGCCUUGAUUCGUCUUCAAUUCUGUAGUGUCCAAUAAAUGAGCGCAACUCAUUGGACAAAGUUACCUGUUGGGCUGUUCAACAAGUUGCUGUCAUUAGCUGGAGAUCUAAUUUUACUGUCUUCACUUAAUGACUGGGUUCAUAAUUUCAAACUGUCAAACUGAUUUCGUAAAGCCCCAUCAGAGGUCUGCAAUUUCAUUCAACUGAAGUAUAAGACUAACAAUAUUUAUCCAGAAAGCAGAUCAGAUGUAUCCCAGAGCCAGCAUCAGUGAAAUGUUGCUUUGAACGUCUUGUUGGGAAUCUGCUGUCAAUGUUCGGAGUGACACCUGAGGUGACACACCAGCUGUGUUCCCUCUGCAGGACCUACUGGGCUAAACUUGGCAAACUGGACAUAUGAAAUAAGUUUUGUCAGGAGCUCAAGAAAGGGUUCAGCGCAAGUCAGUGAUGGAGGAUGUCUCAGUUUGGAACAGUUUGGACCACUAACAGCCAGCUGGACAUGCAGUGUUUCCUGUGGACACUGGUUGAAUGUUUGAAAAUGGACUUGAAGUCCAGCAGCUCCGUGGAAAUCUGCAUCUAAAAGCAGUUCAAAAAUUAGUUCAGCUUAGGUCAAAUGGGAUGAAACCCUGGUUUUGCCCACUUUGGUUCUUUAACUGGGUGAACUAGGCUACUGAACAUAUACAGUUUCCUUUAAUAAUUGUAAAUGUUUGGAAGGAGCAUGAAAAAUGAGCAGCACUGUGGAAUUUAAGACCUAACAGAAAUCAGAGAAAUGGCUCAGGGAAAGUCAGAGAUAGGACUUUGGUCACCUAACUGGCCUGACUGGGGAAAACUGCAUCAGCUGCAAUGUAAAAGUCAAGUUCAAGUUUGAGAAAUGGCUUAGAGGAAGUCCAUGAGAACAAUAAGCCCAAGUUUGGCUCUUUGGACCUGUGUCUGAAAGACUGGCAUCACUCUGGAAGUCACUUUCCGGAGUGGCUGUGGCUGUCAGGAUCUUAAAGGAGUUGAGAAAUAUUUCACAACAAGUCAGUGAAGACAAGAAAACUUAAUUUUUGCUCAGUUUGGCCCUGCACUGGGAACGUCGGUUUGAAGGUGGUGGUGCUUGUUGGAAUCUUUCACUGUGGAGCCAUGUCGCUCAAAAAGAAAACAAGAAAACAAAAACAGACACGGGUCAGAUAAUCAAAGAUAAAAGGAUCGGGAUUCGGGUAGCAGUGCAUUGACCUUAGAGGAUCGGACUCAAAGACGCAACGUCCUCUGAUGUCACUUCCUGUACUGGAUCUGUUUGUGAUACAUCAUUUUUAACUUCACAUUUUUGCUAAAUUAAUUUUGUAGUCACUUCGUCUGAUCUCAUGUCAUUAUUAUUUCACAAAUGUUCCAACAUUCACCAGGUUUUAUUGAUGUUAAAAUGACGCACAGAGAGACAUUAAGUGUUGUCCAUUCACUUUUGAUUCAACCAGCACGAAACCAGACUCAUCAAAGAUUUUUUUAAUGGAACAGUUUAGUGAAGAUGUUUUUAUUCCCUAAAAACGGGUUCUCUCAGCCUGAAAACCUCAUGCAGGUUCACAGGAAGAAGACAAUUCUCAACACGUGGAUCAAGUGAUCUCUAAAGUUACAAAGUCAAAGGGAACUAGAUUUGUUGUUUUAUAUCUUUAAGACACAUCAACUCACCUUGGAGUCUCAGGGAUAGCUUCACAGUUUUUCAAGUCGGUCUUGGACAGAUCCCAUCCAAAUGUGUUUUCAAAGUGGUGGAGGACAAAAUCUACAGUCCUGGUUCUGUGAACAGAUUUAUUCAAAGGUUUAAGCAGAGUUUAUCUGAGGCUUCAGCAGUCUGAGUUUGAGACAAAUCACAUAGAUAGCUUCCAAAGUUGCAACCUUUUUAGUAUAAAAUUCCCUCUUUUUGUUUCCCUGUUGAGUUCUAAGGGAAGGAAGAUAGAUAACCACUUGAUUUGACUAAUUAGCUAACGUGAAGCCUAAAAUUAGCUCCAGAAAAAGACUUGAAUUCACAUUUAACAGAAAGACUGUGGAUUUUGUCCCCCGUCACUUACACUAAUGUAUAAGUUGUAAUGUUCAUUUGACACCUGACUCUUGUUUUAGGACAGACUUGAAAAAUAGUUACCUCGUCCUUUAAUAUCUUCUGGGUCAUCAUCCUCCGAGUGUCGUUAAAGUCACCUAGUCAUGUGAGAGUUAAUCAGUUAGUCAGAAUCCAAUUAAUCAGGUUGUGCUUUCAAACCAGUUCACAACUUCAUUAAUUGGACGUUACACGAAUGACUCGGCAGUGACAUCAACGUGUGAAUGACCCAGGAGAGGUGAAAGCAGUGUCUUCAAAAAAUAAAACAAGAAAUUCAGUUUACUGUUUUUUAUCAAAACUAAAUGUGAAAGGGAAGUAAAACUAAAUUAAAUUCACUUUAAAUUUACUUUAUUAUUAUUUUUAUUCUCACUGCAACAAAAAAAAUAUAAACGUGACGCAGAUGAAGUCUGAUGAGUGGACUGAAGGUGAGUCAGCAGUUUUAGUGACAAGAUGACGAGACGUUUGUACGAUGAGCUGAUCCUGGUCAAACACUGCAGUUAAUGUGGUGAUGGUGGUGGUGAACUCCCAGUCUAAGCUGGAAGUGGUCCUGUUUUCUGUCACAGACCCAGUCAGAGUUUUAUAAUUGAAUUCACUGGAGCAGUUUUUUCUUCUUCAGCUCAUGUUUUUGAGUCGACAAUAAAGGGAACUGUUUUUUUUCUCUUUCCCUGAGCAUUCCAGGCGCUGCUACCUCGCAGGCUCAGGAACUCUGGGUAGUGUAGUACAGUCCUCCAGACCAGUUUGGGGGUUAUGGUCCAGUUUUGUGUCCACAGACUCAUCAGUGAACCUGAGUGGGACUCUGACAUCAAACAGCAGCACUUGGAGCUUCAUGCUGUGAUUUUCUGUUCACUCUGAGACUAUUUCAAUCAACUUGUUUUGCUGUCAGUGUUGUUAUUAAUCCAGUAAGAGUUUUCUUUUUGUUAAUUUAUCUGUUUUGUUUCCUGUUGCCGUCUGUUGUUGCUCUUUCAUACAGUUGUACAACUUGUUGAUGUGCAGAUUUUAUUAUUAUUAUUCUUACUGUCGCUGUUGAGACUUUUUAAAUCUAUGUUUGCUUUGUGGGAGACGCAGCGGCUUCCUGCAUGGUUUUCCUGUGACUGUCUGUUUUUGUAUAUUAUUCACUUUAACAGUUUGGAGAAAUGUUAGUUUUUCUUCCCCUGUAACCUGCUGCCUGCUGGCUUUUUUUUUCUUUUCUUUUUUUUCUUUUUUGCACUUCACUCCUGAAAUUCUUCAUUGAAGUGGGAGGACGACAUCGGUCCAACCGUGAAAAGAAAAUGAACCGUCCCUCCUCUGCCCUUUGGUUUGGAUACCAAAUCAGUGAAAUGCACCUUUACUUUACCUAUGUGAGUUUGUUUUGUUUGUUUGUGUGUUUCUGCUGUUUGUUGUGACAGAGGACAGACUCAGAACAUUAAUGUGAAUCUAUUUUCCUACGCUGACUGACUGGAAUAAAGGAUGUGACGUUCACUGGCAGAAAACACUGA